AUGUGUUUAUCCGCCGUUGGUCGCGGAUUUCUCCGGGUUUUUGGCGGCUUGACCAAUCUGUUGUCUAAAAUAAGGUCCAAAUCCAAAUUAUAUGGCAUUCACAUCCCGCUGGUGCUGUUCUCCACUCUUCUACUGGCAAUUUAUGUUGUGAGUCGUAUUUCCCAACAAUUUUUGUUUGUAGUUUUUCAUUUUCUGACCUUAUUUUAGCCAUUUGUCGCUAUCCCUUUCACCUUCACCUAUAACCUCUGGUACAAGCUGGUUUUUGGGUCCGUUCUACAUGUCAUUGCAAUCCUUGUGAUUUCCUCGCUUUUUUACACCAUAUUGGAGCCAUAUCCCGAGCAUCCGCAGCACCUCAAAGUUGAGGAUGACUUUUUUUACUGGGAAAAAGACGAAAAAUCGCUUUAUGUCGUCGAAAAAUGCGACGAAAUUGGCGCAAAUCUUCGGCAUAUGUGAGUAAAAUAUUUAUACAAUUUUUUUACAUUGUUUUACAUUCAUUUGAAAUCGAUUUUUUUAAAACUUUUUUUUUGAAUUUACAAGGGAAGUACCCCAAGUGCGACGCUCAGAUUUUCUUUAAAUUUUGCACACAUGUCGGUCAUGAACUGCGUAUCAAUUCCUGAAAGUUUUAGCUCGCGCUUUGCAAGCGUCGCCGAGAUAUUGAACGACAUUUGCCGCGGAGAGGGUACGCCUAACGUGGAGAGCGGUCAGAGAGAAAAACGUUUUUUGGCCAUAACUUUGGCAGUUUCGCGCGGAGAAAAUUGAUUUUUUGUGGAAACAUUGCCCUCUAGGGUAGAAAUAGGCAUGAAACUUUUUGUGCCGAAAUUCGGCAAAAAGUCCUAAAUUUUCGCCAACUUUCGAUCUAAAAAUCUCGGUUGUUUCUGCAAAGCGCGAGCUAGAAUUCUCGCAUAUAUUUUAGAAAAAAGUAUUCUAAAUUUGCGCCAAGUUUCAUCAAAAUCUGAGCGUCGCACUUGGAGUAUUUCCCUUGUUAAUCGAGUUUGCCUACAUUUUUUCCAAAAUUUUAAUUUUAUUGUGUUUUUAAACCUGCCUAAGGGGAGAUUAGUGAAAAUAUGUUUUAGAACCGCAGUUUGUGGAACCUGUGGGAUCAUCAAGACCGAACGAGCCCAUCAUUGCUCGCUAUGCAACGUCUGCACCCCAAGACUUGAUCAUCAUUGUGUUGUACUUGGUAGGUCUACACACUGCAAAUUUUUGCUUGCUAUAUCUUUAUGACAUCUUUUCCGAUAUUCUGGGAAAAUUUCAAGCUAUUUGGUUAUCAAAUUUCCCUUUUUUUUACCAAAAAUAAGAUCAAGUCAUCAUGGUGAAUAUAAAAAGUCGAUGUUUAUAACUAUUUCUAGUGUCGAGAGGAUUUGAAAUGAUAGGAUAUAUAAUUUCAGACCGUUGUAUCCAUUAUGGAAAUCAGAAAUCGUUUAUUUUGUUCUUCUUUUACAUGUUAUUCUUCAUCUUUACCUAUGCCAUAGCCAAUGCCGGAUUGAUGCUUUACUUCCGAAAUAUCGCCAUCGAAGGCCAUCCAGGUCACGAAUACAACCUAAUGUUACUACUGGGUGCUUGGAUUUCGCUUACUUCGCCGAUUUAUAACAGUUAUUUGAUGAUUUACUUUGGUCUGGCCCAUAUUUUAAUGGGAUGUGUAAGUUGAACUCGGAGUUGGACGAUUGGGAAACCGAAAAUUAUUAUUUUUCUUCGAUGCAAGUGUGAAAUUAGGAUAAUCGAAGGCGCUGAUUUCGAAAAUGACAUUUAUUACAUAUUUUUUUGAUCUUUACUUUUUUCCUUAAGUAAUACUGUAAAGUACCGAUUUUUUGAAUUUUUUUUCAUGAAUCCCUCGAUUUAGGGGUUUUACGACGGUGCUGCUUUUAAAUCAGAAAGAAUUAAUAAUAUUUUCGAAGUCAGCACCAUCGAAAACCCCUAAAUCGAGUAUUUAUAAAAAAAAAUCAAAAAAUUACUACUUUACAGUACUAGUUAAGGAAAAAUGUAAAGAUCAAAAAAAAAAAUAAUAAUAAUAAUACAGUGACGGACCUGAUCCAGUGGCAAAAAACGUACCAUUUUGCAUCCGGGAAGUAUCAAAAAUGUGGCAAAAUGCUUCCCUCUCCAAGUGAAAAAAAACUUCGAUUUCAAAAGCCCGCUCUUUUUGUGAAGGAGCCCUGGAGAGGGAAUCAUUUUGCCACAUUUUUGAUACUUCCCGGAUGCAAAAUGGUACGUUUUUUGCCACUGGGUCAGGUCCGUUACUGUAUUAUUAUUAUUUUGAUCUUUACUUUUUUCCUUAACUAGUACUGUAAAGUAGUAAUUUUUUGAUUUUUUUCGUAAAUACUCGAUUUAGGGGUUUUCGAUGGUGCUGAUUUCGAAAAUCUUAUUCAUUAUUUUUCUGAUUUGAAAGCAGCACCUCCGUAAAACCCCCUAAAUCGAGGGAUUCAUGAAAAAAAAAUUCAAAAAAUUACUACUUUACAGUACUAGUUAAGGAAAAAAAUAAAGAUCAAAAAAAAAAAAAUGAAUGUCAUUUUCGAAAUCAGCGCCUUCGAUUAUCCUAAUUUCACACUUGCAUCGAAGAAAAAUAAUACUUUUCGGUUUCCCCAAUCCUCCAAGUUCCGUUGAACUUGGCUGUUUUUACCGGUCGUAUAAACAAAUAUGAGAAAAAAAACAUUAUUUUUAUUAUUUUACUUUCAGGUAGCCCUAAUUUUCACUGUCAUUUUCCCCCUUUACAUCUACUAUGCGGUCUACAGUAACUGCACCAUAGCCGCAUGUAACACGGCUGUGGCAUUUAAGUCGACCUUCCCGUAUGCGGGAAUGAAUCCGACAAAUCAGAGCUGUUUUAAGAAGACCAGCAUCAAAGAGAAUUUCGAAGUGAUUUUCGGCGAAUUCGGAUGGAAAUGGCUGGUGCCGUGGAAAACGAAUCAAGGAGAAGGUUGGGUUCAUGAAUGCAGUUGCGAAAAGUCUAUUGCAUUGGAUGAGAAGGUCAUCAAAGUCAAAACUGGAGAGUUUACGGACGAGGAAGUAAGUUUGAGCAGAAAAAUUGAUCAAUUUUAUAUUGUACUAGGUCAUCAGAUAAAAACUUUCGAAAAAUCUUGUUUUUAAAGUUAAAAAUCAACUGUUUAGUAUUUUAAAAUUAGUAAUAACCUCUAUUCUUCAGACUACAUCUACUGAAUCAUCCAUCAAUUCAUUUUCCGCCUAG
Bursaphelenchus xylophilus (pine wood nematode) is the source of this 3175-nucleotide messenger RNA. The record is from the annotation of a GenBank genome assembly. NCBI's taxonomy places the organism in Eukaryota, Metazoa, Nematoda, Chromadorea, Rhabditida, Aphelenchoididae.